AUGGCAGAUAAUUCAUUAAAUCGUGUUAUUAAGUUUUUAAAUGACGACGAAGAAAAGGGAAAUGUUCCAAAUAUAUGUGUUGUUGAAAAAGAAACUGAAAAUAAAACUUAUUCACCAACGGACGAAAUUAGUAUAUCAAGACGGAAUGCUACCAGUCAGUUUUUCAUCAAGUCACGCACCAGAAUGAGACCUGCUAAAACUCCUGCCAACGUAUCGUCAUGCUGUAACGACUGGUCUUGCCAAAGACAGUGCACGCGCACAAAUAGCAGUUGUAAACCCGUUCGUCGACUCGCUGCCAACGCUCGAGAACGCAGGCGGAUGGGUUGUUUGAACACUGCGUUUGAUGAACUUCGAGCCGUUUUACCAUCGCUCGGAGGAAACCAACAAUUGUCGAAAUACGACACACUACACAUGGCGAUGACGUAUAUUGACGAGCUGAUGAAACUACUAGAAAAUAGCGGGAAAGACAGUAGCUGA
Anneissia japonica is the source of this 477-nucleotide messenger RNA. Its product is annotated as protein atonal homolog 7-like. NCBI's taxonomy places the organism in Eukaryota, Metazoa, Echinodermata, Crinoidea, Comatulida, Comatulidae. The coding region runs from base 1 to 477 and encodes 158 amino acids. The transcript has a single exon. Gene Ontology annotation, molecular function: protein dimerization activity. The record is from RefSeq and is a predicted model, not a curated record.